Messenger RNA from Drosophila melanogaster (fruit fly), 3122 nucleotides. It is a transcript of the gene path, whose product is annotated as pathetic. The coding region runs from base 584 to 1999 and encodes 471 amino acids. Lineage: Eukaryota; Metazoa; Arthropoda; Insecta; Diptera; Drosophilidae. Gene Ontology annotation, cellular component: late endosome membrane; membrane; cytoplasm. Gene Ontology annotation, biological process: L-alpha-amino acid transmembrane transport. The transcript is spliced from 8 exons. The record is from RefSeq and is marked reviewed.
UUUUAGUUGCUGUUUGGUGUUCGCGCAGUCCGCACGGCUUUUUGUGUCGCGGGAGAUAUCUCCGAUUUUUUAACUGCCCAAACUGUUGGCAUUAUUACAACUUUUAUUCGCCUAAAAGGCGAUUGACCGGGAGGAGUGUUUGAUUUGCGCGGCAUUCACCAAUUCGUCAGCACUUCAGAGAAAGAAGGAGCAAUUAAGAUAAGUGAUAGUAUCAAUACAAAGGUCAACGAACUUUUGAUCGUGUAAAUUUUAAACUACAAAGUAGAGGAAAGAGGGAAAUCCCGCGCACAUCUGACAAAUUGAAAUGAUGCAAUCGAUUUAUUUUUCGGCCAAUUUCACUGGUUUGUAAUUGCUCCCAAUGGCGAAUCGGUUUGUAUAUCUUGUGGUUCGAUUUUAGCCAAGUCAUGCUAGUUGCUCACGCAACCGAAAUAAAUGAUAAUGCCGAGCAACUAUAUAUAUGUAUAUAUAUGAAUAGGUGUAGUAUAUCUUCCGAUAAAUCGGAUGAACCAGUUUGCACUGGUUUUUCGGGGCGAAAAUAGUGCAAAAGUUUCUACACUGAGGGAAAGAAGAAGUAGCUCUCAAAAUGGUUAACAUAGUGGACAGCGGGUCGAAGCAUGCGCCCCAGGAAAUGGAGCAAUUCCUGCCCGGCGAAGGAAAAGUCAUGUACAAAAUCCAACCCCGAAAGUCGGAUACCGAGCAGGCCUUGGCUGGAAAUGACUUUGAUCCUUUCGCAUUGCGGGACAAUCCGCAUCCAACAACCGAUAAUGAAACUCUCACGCAUUUGCUUAAGGCCUCCUUGGGAACCGGUAUCCUGGGCAUGCCAUUUGCCUUCAUGUGCUCCGGUCUCAUCAUGGGAAUCUUCUCCACCAUUUUCACCGCCUUUAUAUGCACGCACUGCAGUUACGUGUUGGUAAAAUGCGGACACAAGUUGUACUACAGAACUCGCCGCACCAAGAUGACCUUUGCCGAAAUUGCCGAGGCUGCCUUCCAAAAAGGACCAAAAUGGUGCCGUGGCUUCGCGCCAGUGGCCAAGUUCUCCAUCCUGUUUGGUCUGUUCCUGACGUACUUUGGCACCUGCUCGGUGUACACGGUUAUUGUGGCCUCGAACUUUGAGCAGUUGAUUUCCUAUUGGACGGGAACGGCAGUGUCGCUGCGCAUGCUCAUUUGCAUAAUGCUGGUGCCGUUGAUCCUCAUCGCCUGGGUGCCAAAUCUCAAGUACCUGGCACCCGUGUCGAUGGUGGCCAAUGUUUUCAUGGGCCUGGGACUGGGCAUUACGUUCUACUAUCUGGUCCAGGAUCUGCCACCAGUGGAGGAGCGCGAGUCCGUUGUUUGGAGCACACUGCCGCAGUUCUUCUCGAUCACCAUCUUUGCAAUGGAGGCAAUCGGUGUGGUUAUGCCGCUGGAGAACAACAUGAAGACGCCACAGAGUUUCCUCGGAAUCUGCGGUGUGCUCAGCCAGGGCAUGUCGGGCGUGACCCUUAUUUAUAUGCUGCUGGGAUUCCUUGGAUAUCUGCGUUACGGUUCCGCCACCGGUGAGAGCAUCACCCUGAAUCUGCCCAUCGAGGAGUGGCCCGCCCAGACGGUGAAGGUGCUCAUUUCCCUGGCCGUAUAUUGCACAUUUGGACUGCAGUUCUUUGUGUGCCUGGAGAUCAUCUGGGAUGGCAUUAAGGAGAAGUGCAAGAAGCGCCCGACAUUGGUCAACUAUGUGCUGCGCACAGUCCUGGUGACCGCUGCCGUUGUUCUGGCCGUGGCUGUUCCUACAAUUGGCCCAUUUAUGGGUCUCAUCGGUGCCUUCUGCUUCUCCAUUCUGGGAUUGAUCUUCCCGGUGGUCAUUGAGUUGAUUGUCCAUUGGGAGAGUGGCUUUGGUAAAUACAACUGGAUCCUGUGGAAGAACGCAAUCAUCACGUUGUGCGGCAUUGGCGCUCUUGUUUUCGGCACCCAGGCAGCCAUCAAGGAUAUUGUGAAAGCCUACAGUAAUAAUGAAAACGUCGGAGAAUAGAUACUUCACCAUUUAGGAGAGAGGCUCCGCUUUCUAGAUAAAAUCUAACUAUUGUUAGAUAUAAAACUGCGCCCACAUUUUGUACAUUUUGUCUGUUGCUUAGUGUGUCUGUUUUGAGAACCGAAAGGGAAUUAACUAGGGAUUUCUACAAUAUAUGUAUGUAGCACACUACCGAGCACCAUUAUGCCGUUUUAGCACGUUUUAGUACACUCGCGAUUAUAUAAUGUAGAGAGUAAGCUAGUUGAUAGCCGUUCAGAAACACUUUUAGAACAGUUCUGAACGAUUCAAGCGGCAUUCAAACUGGAACUUUACUAAGUGCACUUUAAUAGUUUCCUAUUGAUUUCCUAUUAAUACCAUUUAGUAUGGAUCUGUAAGAGGCUUAGUUACGUACCAUCCUCCAAAAAUCCCCACCCUUUCCUCUCUGUUCUAAAAUAGUAUUACUCCUAAAGCAAAAAAAAAAAACCAAAACUAAUGUUAUCAUGCCUUUCCCACUUUUACUUUGUUCCGUGGCAAAUUCGCGUGAUUUGCGUACAUUAUUUAACAUUUUAGCAUGUUUAGUAAGUAAGCGUAAGAAUUAGGAUUGUAAAGCCUAUUUUGCAAUCGAUCAGUUCCAAAUAUGUUGAGCUAAAUUACUCAGAGAAUACAUUUUUUUAUACGAAAUCUAGCCGAGUAAUAAGUUACAUUGAAUUGCCCCGAUAUUCACUAUGUGUAAACAUACUUAUUUUGUUGCAUACAUAUUUUUGUAUUUUAAUUAUAGCUAUUAAAGAGAAAUACUUAGCGAAACUAUCAAGUAAAUAAAACAAGAAACACAAGUUGAAACAUUUUAUUUUGCAUUUAAAAGUCUGUGCAGACAACGAAGCAGAUUUACUUGUAAAAUGAUGAAAAGUUCGAGCCGCAGAAUUAUCUGUCAUCUGUAUGUAAAUAUGUAUAUUGAUAUAUGAACGCAACGAGUACUAAGUAUAUCUGCCCAGAAAAGUAUUUAGAGUUGUCCAUAUUACAUAUUCAGAAGAACAAAGAUUGAUAUGAAUGUUUACUUUUUUGAAAAAUGUUUAAAGUGUAAACCAAGCAAAGAUAUAAAAUAUAUACACCGAAAUAAAAAGAUAUAAGAGAAUGUCAACUGAAU